Molecule: messenger RNA, 399 nt
Organism: Phyllotreta striolata
Lineage: Eukaryota; Metazoa; Arthropoda; Insecta; Coleoptera; Chrysomelidae
Source: the annotation of a GenBank genome assembly
AUGAUCUUAAACAUUACAAAAACCAAAAUUCCUUUAAUAACAAAGGUUUUCUAUUCGAGCAGUCCGAAAAUACCGAUAAAUAUUGCGGAAAAAACGAUAUCGGCGCACAAUCAACCCACUAACGGGGUAGUUUACGACAAGAAGCCGUUUAAAUUUACCAUGCAAGCGGGUAAAAGAUAUUCCUGGUGUUUGUGCGGCAGGAGUAAAACUCAACCGUUCUGCGAUGGAACCCACAGGAAUGCCCAACUUAAAAUAGAACAAAAACCCGUAACGGUUGUAGUAGAAGAAACUAAAGAGUACUGGUUAUGUAACUGUAAGCAAACGAAACAUCGACCUUUCUGCGAUGGAACGCACAAAUUAAAAGAAGUACUGGACGCGACUUCGAUAAUCAGGCAAUAA